AUGGUUUCUAAGAAAAUAUUAAUUCUUGGAACACCAAGUUCAGGAAAACUAACAUUUCUUAAAGAAUUAACUGGAACCUUACCGGAAAUUUCUUCAGAUAGAAAAAAUCAUGCAGGAAUUAUACAUCAGAUAGAAUUUGAGACAAAAUAUUAUAAAAAAACAGUAGAUAUUUGGAUAGAUGAGUUUCAGUAUGAAGAAAUUGAACUAUGGAUUAAGCAAUAUCUAUCAGAUGAAGCAUCUCAAGUAAGAGAAGUACUGGGUGCAAUUAUUAUUGUUUUUAGAGAAACAAAAGGACCCAAAUUUAAUGAAUAUGUUAUAAAACAAGUAAAAGAAGUUAAGCGAAUAAUUGAAGCAUGUGGUCCUUUGUGGGAUGGAGUAUUAUUAGCUAUAAAAGUUCCAGAAAAAAAUAUAUCAGAUACUAAUUUGACGAAAUAUAUUGACGAUAAAGCCCUUUCAGAUGCAUGUUUUAAUGAAGGUUUCGAAUAUGUUGAUCUUGAAUAUCAGUCUACAAAUGAAUCAAAAGAAGGUAUUGAGAGAGUUAGAGAAGCAUUAGAGGCAUAUGUUUGGGAUGAAAAGCUAUUUGAUUCCAUAGAAGACAUUUUUAAUGAAAACAAUGAAGAAAAUAUGAAUAAAAAAGGUAGCGAAAAAGAUGUUGAAGAAUUUGAAAAGCUCGCAUCAAAGAUUAUGGCUCUUCGAGAACAAGCAAAUUUACUUCCUCUUUCAGAACGACAAUCUUUUAUCUUAAAAGCAUUAAGGUAA
Messenger RNA from Pneumocystis murina B123, 759 nucleotides. RefSeq lists its product as hypothetical. The transcript has 6 exons. Lineage: Eukaryota; Fungi; Ascomycota; Pneumocystomycetes; Pneumocystales; Pneumocystaceae. Gene Ontology annotation, molecular function: protein-macromolecule adaptor activity. The coding region runs from base 1 to 759 and encodes 252 amino acids. Gene Ontology annotation, biological process: vesicle-mediated transport. The record is from RefSeq and is a predicted model, not a curated record.